AUGGAAUCUGGUGGGCUCAGAUUCAGCUUUGAAGAGCGCUCUCAUCAAGUCCGGGACCUGGAGGAUUCUGCCUAUUGCGGUGUAACCACCUCAGAUUCGAUCCCGACGCCCGAGCGGGCAUUGCUCGCCAAACUGGAGGAAGAGAACAGAAGAAUCGAGGCGGACGCAAAGUGCCCCUCGUUAACCACUGUGCACAGUCGAAAGAACUCCGACACCUCACAGAUUUCGUUGGCUUCAGCCACCAGCUCGAGCCAUGACGAAGCAAGGGUUGAGAGUAACGGCGAAGAAGACUUAUGGAGUCUUUGGGGCAAGCUAGUCAGAAACUGGGAAACAGAAUGGCGUAGACGCAAUCAAUUUGUACGAGAUUUAGUUAGACAAGGUGUGCCCCAUCACUUUAGGGGCAUAGUGUGGGAACUACUCGCGGGUGUUAACGCUUCUGAUAAAAAACUAUACGCAUCAUAUAUAAAGGACACACGGAUAGCGCCCUCUGCAGAGCGUGCCUCCAAGAAUAUGAAACAC
This is a messenger RNA of Brenthis ino (lesser marbled fritillary), 519 nucleotides long. The record is from the annotation of a GenBank genome assembly. Lineage: Eukaryota; Metazoa; Arthropoda; Insecta; Lepidoptera; Nymphalidae.